UAGAUCAUUUCCGGGAUUGGUUCAUUCUAAUCGCGAGCCCUACCAGGAAAGAACUCUCAGUUGACAGCGGUGUUCGGGUGCCGCAUACAUUUCAGAUAGUAGACAAAUGUCAACUAAGAGUAACAACAGAUUUAAACGAGACGUGUUUUACUCUUUGCGACACUUGGGACGCACGCACACCGAACAGUAAAACGGUGAUAUGUGGUAGCAGGCAGCAGUAUGCCAUACGUGGACAGGCAGAACCGUGUGUGUGGCUUCCUGGACAUUGAGGAGAAGGAGGGCAGCAGUCGCUUCCAGAGACGCUACUUCAUACUGGACACACAGGGAAACACACUGCAGUGGUACAUGGACAACCCCCAGAACCUGCCUAGUGGAGCGAACGCAGUUGGGAUUCUGCAGCUGACAUACAUCUCCAAGGUGAGCGAGGCCACGGGGAAACAGAAGUCCAAGACUGAGUUCUGCUUUGUGAUCAAUGCAGUGUCUCGGCGUUAUUUCCUCCAUGCCAACGAUGCUGCUGACCUGAAAGACUGGGUCCUCGCUCUGAACAAAGCUACCAAGAUCACUGUCCCUAAAGCAGGGCUUCUCCAGCACAGAUCAGAGGUUUCUACAGUAACCGGUGAGGCAGGGGGUAAGAGGCUGGCCUACAAGACUGAGAUCAUCGGGGGAGUGGUGGUGCACACACCCAUCUACCAGAAUGAGGGGGAGGAAAUGGAGGUAGGGGACAGGAGGGUCUCCUCUGUAGGCAGUAGACCAGGUGUACUGAGGUGUGGCUAUUGUGUCAAACAGGGUAACGUGAGGAAAAGCUGGAAGAGACGUUUCUUCACACUGGACCACAACGCUGUCAGUUACUACAAGUGUGAGAUGGAUAAGGAGCCUCUGAGAGCUGUUCCUCUGAGAGACAUUCAGAAGGUCCAUGAGUGUCUGGUGAAAUCUGGGGAUCUGCUGAUGAGAGAUAACCUGUUUGAGAUCAUCACCAGCUCCAGGGUCUUCUACGUCCAGACAGACACUCCAGAGGACAUGCAGGGCUGGAUCAGAGACAUUGAGUUGAAGAUACAGGACUUCAGAGGCCCUGCCAAGGGUUCUGCAUUUACAUUUGCCUCCUCUCUGUAUCGCCAUGGUAACACCUCCCACCCACCCUCUGUGUUCCGUGGUCGCCAGGGAGAUGACAGGAGACCCCCACUAGUGAAGUCGUGUUCCGUGGCCCCGGGGUGGCAGCCCUGGACCCCUGUACCCCAAAGAGAGGCUCCCGCUCUGGGCACACUGGACAAGGACAGUCCCUUUAGCAAUCUGCCCUCCAGUCUUUCCUCUCGCUCCACCUCUUCCUCCACCUCCUCAUCUUCAUCCUCCCCCUCCACUCCCACUCUCAUCCCACAGGGGGUCCCAGCUCCAGCCCUAGCCAGUGGUGUGGGGGUCCCAGACUGCCCUGGCCCCAUAGCUCCAGACCCCUCCAGCAGCCGGAGGAGACACCGCUCUCAGCCUCAGCCCCCCAAAGACCGCAGCUUCCCUUUCAGCCUGGACCAUGAUGGCAUCCGCACCACCGACGUUUAGAACCACCGACGUCUAGAACCAACCACGUCUAAAAUCAACCACUUCUAGAACCAACCACGUCUAGAAUCAACCACUUCUAGAACCAACCACGUCUAGAAUCAACCACGUCUAGAACCAACCACGUCUAGAAUCAACCACUUCUAGAAUCAACCACGUCUAAAAUCAACCACGUCUAGAACCAACCACUUCUAGAAUCAACCACGUCUAGAACCAACCACGUCUAGAACCAACCACGUCUAGAAUCAACCACGUCUAAAAUCAACCACGUCUAGAACCAACCACGUCUAGAAUCAACCACGUCUAGAAUCAACCACGUCUAGAAUCAACCACGUCUAGAAUCAACCACGUCUAGAAUCAACCACUUCUAGAAUCAACCACUUCUAGAAUCAACCACGUCUAGAAUCAACCACUUCUAGAAUCAACAAAACUCUGCAUCCAACAAUAUAUAGAACCACCAUCUAGAACCAAUGUGUAGACAAACAAUGACACUUGUUUGAGUGCUUUCUACCGUUGAAAGACUGAACCUCCCUCCCCCACCCCCUUCUCCUCUGCUCUAAGAGUUUCACAGGCCUGCUGCUGAAACUACAUCUGCUGUGGGUCUGUUUGCUGAAGUAGCCCUGGUGGGGGAGGGUAGUGAUGUAAACUGGGGUUCCUGGAUGCGUUCUCUCACUGAGGGGUGUGUCAGUAGUGGCUGUGGGCUUUUUGUAUAGAGGGUGACUCAGAGAGAGCAGUGUUGGGCAGACUGGGAGGGGUUAUCAGUAUUAGUGUCUGGUGGAAUGUGAAGGAUAUGUUAUAUUUUAUUGUACGAUUUCCUCUUUAAACUUGAAUGUAGUCCACCCAGGUACUGAUAUGAAGGAAGGUGGAUGCUGUGGUGGAGCCUGGUCUUGUCUACCGAACACCCUCCACUAGUAUAAGUCAGCUGGUCUUUUGCUUGUAUUAACCAAGGUUAUGUCCCAAUUGGCACCCACUAUGGGUCCUGGUCAAAAGUAGUACACUAUAUAAUGAAUAUGGUGCCACUGCCAAUUGGGACCGAACCCAAGGGUCCCAUUCAAUCAAUAACCUGGUCAUGGAACGUGUUAGUGUCCGUGGCUCUGCCUGUCGGUAGACAGUCCUGUUCCCUUGUUAGACUGCAUCCAAUUGCGUCAAAUCGCGACAUCAGCAGCACAUUUUGUAUAUACGCUUUUAGCGUAUUUCUGCAUGUUCUUCCACAAACGGGAUUCUCUUGCUCAAAUGCAAAUGAUCUACUAUGGUAAUGUGUCAUGUCACAUGUUGUGUUUUGCCUGCCUGCACCUCACCGACCCAGGUCCAGGUGUGCUUUUCCCCUUCUCUUUAAACUUAACCUGUCAUGUUUCUGAUUCUUUACAUAGACUCCUGUUAUAAAUCACAAACAUCAAUAUCUGCUUUGUGUGCGUGUGUGUGUCAGACAUCGGUUCAAACAUUUUAAUGUUCAAUACAUUUGAAACAUGUAUUCAGAUAACCUUUAUUUGAAAAAAACAAGUAGUUGAAUAUUGGAAUGUAUUUGGACAUACACUUGGAAAGUAUUUGAAAAUACUCAAAUACACUCCCAUACAUUUAACCCAGGUAUUUGAAAAUAGUAUUUGAAAUAAGUAUUUAAAUAUACUUUUAAAAUACAAUUUGGUCGACCAUUUUGUUUUUUACAAAUACUCAAAUAAAAGUACCUGUUUUGGGCUGUAUUUGAAAAUACUGAAAUACACAGAAAUAACAAAUGCUCAAGUACACAUGUAUUUGAGUCCAGAGAGUGUGUGUGUCUCUGUGUGUGUUGAGUUCAUCAUGGUUGACUGGCUGGUCAAACAUUUUAGAGACAGGAUAAUGUUUGUUUUUAAGUUAAGGCAUCUUUGAUUUCUGUAUAUGCUCUUUUAGCAUUUUGCAGUACUGUCAUUCCAGAAAGAGAAUGGUUAAAUGCUAACGUCUGCUAUUUCUAAUUCAAUUUCAUGUAUUUUGCUCUUCUGGUUACUGUUUUCUCUGAUUAAUUCCUGUGGUACAGUAUUUCAGAUGUAAUGGACUGCCUUCUACCUCGUACCUGGUGUCCACUCACCUACCUGAUCAUAAUGGUGUUGUUGUUUUUUUUACUUGUAAGCAAGUGCAUUAAAUAAGACAAAAGCUUUUUA
Molecule: messenger RNA, 3677 nt
Organism: Salvelinus fontinalis (brook trout)
Lineage: Eukaryota; Metazoa; Chordata; Actinopteri; Salmoniformes; Salmonidae
Product: pleckstrin homology domain-containing family A member 2-like
Exons: 12
Coding region: 220-1548 (442 amino acids)
Cellular component (GO): membrane; cytoplasm
Molecular function (GO): PDZ domain binding
Source: RefSeq, a predicted model, not a curated record